CAUCAUAUUAACAUCUUCGUUUGCCUCCCAUUCGGCAACAAAAAAAAAAAAAACAUAUCCACAAUUCCACAUUUCCACCCAAUUGACACUAUUCAAUUCUACAUGGGUGAGAGAAAAGAAAGAGGGGCAGAAAUAUCCUCCCAAGCAACGGUUGGUCGCGCUAGCUUCGAAAUAAUUUGCAGAAAAUUGAAUUUGGGAUUGAUUUCUUCACGAAAAUGGAGCUGCGUUGCAAUGCCUUCUUCACAACCCCUUCAAUUUUAACCAGGUAUCCCAUUUCUUUUCUCAUCUCUUCAAUUUAUCCACAUCCCCCUCACAACACAAAAAAACCAAGCACAUAUACUUGUUCUUGCCUUUCAAUUUUUCAAAUUGGAACUAUGAAAACCUCAAUUAACUUACCCAAUAGUUACAACAAGUUAAUUAUGGAAUACCCAGUUGGAAAAGAGCAAUCUUUAGAGUUAUAUAGUCAGAAAAUUAGCAAUUACUGUAAAAAAGGGAGUGUAGAUAAAGCUAUGUUGUGUAUAUCUGAAAUGCAAGCAAUGGGUAUGUCCCCUAAUCUUUUCUGCUAUUCAUGUUUAAUUGAGGCUUUAGGAAGUGUUGGUAGAACCCUUGAAGUUGAAAUGAUUUUCCAAGAAAUGAUUUUUCUUGGGUUGAGACCUAAUGUUGGGGUUUUCAAUGCUUUGCUAAGAGGGUUUUUGAGAAAAGGGUUGUAUGAUCUUGCUCAUAGAGGUUUGAUGGUGAUGGAGGAAUUGGAUGUUGGUCGAAAUCGAGAGACAUUUGAAAUUUUCUUGGAUUAUUAUGUGAGUGCAAGGAGGUUGAGUGAUACUUGGCGGAUUAUUGGGGAUAUGAAGAAGAAGGGUUUUCGGUUGAAUUCAUAUGCGUAUAGUAGGGUGAUUGAGCUGUACAGAGACAAUGGGAUGUGGAAAAAGGCGAUGGAAAUUAUAGGGGAGGUAAGUGAGAUGGGGUUGCCUUUGGAUAGGCGGAUAUAUUAUAGUAUUAUUGAUACAUUUGGGAAAUAUGGUGAGUUAAAUGAAGCCUUGGAAGUCUUGGCGAAGAUGCGUAGGGAAGGGGUAGUGCCGGACAUAAUGACAUGGAACUCUUUGAUCAAGUGGCAUUGUAAGGCUGGGGAAUAUAUGAAGGCGCUUGCUUUGUUUACUGAUAUGCAAGAUGAGGGAUUGUAUCCUGAUCCUAAGAUAUUUACUAUCUUGAUUAGUCAGCUAGGAGAUCACGGGAAGUGGGAUUUGUUGAAGGAACAUCUGCAGAAAAUGAAACGCCGAGGUCACAAAAAGAGUGGAGCUGUAUAUGCUGUUCUGGUUGACAUUUAUGGACAAUUCAGCAGAUUCCAGGGCGCGGGAGAUUGCAUAUCUGCUCUAAGAGCAGAAGGUGUUCAGAUGUCAUCAAACAUAUAUUCUGUAAUGGCUAAUGCAUUUGCUCAACAGGGAUUAUGUGAAGAGACCGUGAAGGUUCUGCAAAUCAUGGAAGCAGAAGGUAUUGAACCGAACCUUAUCAUGCUCAAUAUCUUGAUCAAUGCAUUUGGCAUUGCUGGAAGACAUCUUGAGGCACUCUCUGUAUAUGACCAUAUUAUAGAAAGUGGCAUUAGUCCAGAUGUUUUUACAUACACCACUCUUAUGAAAGCUUUUAUCAGAUCAAAGAAGUUUACUAAGGUUAAUGAAGUGGUUUAUGAACCAGGUUCCUGAAUUGUACCAGCACAUGGAGUCAACUGGCUGUACUCCUGAUAAGAAGGCCAGAGAAAUGUUGCAGAUUGCAGUGAUGCACCUCGAACCAUUUUGAUGCUCUGAUCGGUCUUAAGCUUGUUGACUCUUAAGCUUGUUUCUACGUAAAUGUAAAACAGAAUUAAGAACUUUCCGCCAUUGAGGAGAAAAUCGAAAUUAGUCCCUAGGUCAGCCAAACCACUUCUCAAUACCUUAAUGGCCCAAAAUACCCCUGUGAUAUUUAAAAGAAGCAUAUAACAGACACAGUUACUCCGUAUAAGUUAGGCAAGCCUUGCCAUUGAUUCCUUACUUCUUGCAAGGUAAAUCAUGCCGGUGCAUCAGAAGCCCCACUACUGCAUGACAUUACUUAAUCUGCUGUUUGCUCCUGCUGACUUGCAGAUCUAUGUAAGAUGCAACAAAAGGGUGUAUGGAUAUCGAUUCAGAUAAAGGUGAUCCUUCCUCAAUGUCCUUGCCAACUCGAGGGUAACAUCAAAUUGCUCGUAUCCUAGUUGCUGAUACUGUAAGUUUACCUGACUGUGGCGAUGUUUGAAGGAUUCAUUUCGCAGAAACUGUCCCAUGGAAACAAGUCAACGUUAGAUUGUACAGUACAUGAUGCCUUUCCUCAAGCUCUGUGUUGGGUCCUGUUGGCUGAAGCAUUUUUCACUACCACAGAGUUUCGAGUCUGAUCUGUUCCUAUAAUCAAAUUUCAGCAAAAUAUUGUGGUCAUAUUGAAAGAUAAGAGUAUAGGACAUAUUUUAACUCUGGUGGUCACUCUGAUCAUAUUAACCUGGUGUAUUAUUAACAUUAUCAAUAUGUAUAUUGGAUUCUGAAUCAUAUAUACCUACCUAGUAUAGUUUGGAAAGUAUUUUCUCAUCAAGGGGUUUGCCUUAAAAGUUGAAUGUGGCUUAUUAUUCA
Messenger RNA from Spinacia oleracea (spinach), 2624 nucleotides. RefSeq names its product pentatricopeptide repeat-containing protein CRP1, chloroplastic. Gene Ontology annotation, biological process: mitochondria-nucleus signaling pathway; chloroplast-nucleus signaling pathway. Gene Ontology annotation, molecular function: protein binding. The record is from RefSeq and is a predicted model, not a curated record. Lineage: Eukaryota; Viridiplantae; Streptophyta; Magnoliopsida; Caryophyllales; Amaranthaceae. Gene Ontology annotation, cellular component: chloroplast. The transcript is spliced from 6 exons. Bases 216 to 1694 code for a protein of 492 amino acids.